Miscanthus lutarioriparius is the source of this 1026-nucleotide messenger RNA. The record is from the annotation of a GenBank genome assembly. NCBI's taxonomy places the organism in Eukaryota, Viridiplantae, Streptophyta, Magnoliopsida, Poales, Poaceae.
AUGACGACGAGGGAGCCGCACGAGGCGUCCCGGCGCGACGGGCGCGACUCGCACGGUAGGCGCCCCCACUCCUCGUCCAGGUCGCGGAGGGAUGAUCCCAGCCCAAGGAGAAGAAGAGAUGACAGGAGGCGUGAAUCGGACAGGUCGCACUACAGAAGUCGAGAUGAAGAGUCUGCGGAGGUGGCGGACCAUGAUCAGAAGCGGAACAGAGAUAUUGCGCAGGGCGAUGAUCCUCCGAAUGCUGAGUCGAAGCCAGCGAGUGAUGUGAAGAAUGGCCCCUCCACCAGGCAUGAGAGAUCACCUAGGGGAACCAAACGAUUUUCUGAGUCGAGAGAGGCAUGGCGGCCUCGGUCUUUCUUUCAGCACAAUGAGCGUGGAAGUGCUGGGCAAGGUGGUCAGCACUAUGACCGCCAGGCUAGUGACUAUGGAAGGCAAAGGGAGCAUCUCUCUGAUAGAGAUAAACAGAAGACCGAGGGACACAGUUUGCAAGGAAAGGUUGAGCUGGACCAGCAAAAGAAGGAUGGUGAUUCAACAUGGAAGCAUGAUGGAUUUUUCCAAUUGGAGGAAGAAGCACCCCUUGCCAAGAAGAGGCCACCAUUUCAGGAGAUGAAGAUACAAGAAUCUGCUGCCACUGUAACAGAACCAGAUUCUAGAUCAAGGAAACUUGAUCAGCCUGGACUAACUUCUGCAAUGAGAGAAGAAAGGAGAAAUUAUAACGCACGAGGAUUUGGAAAUCAUCGACCGUUCCUAAGGCCAGAUGAUCGAGGCUUCAGAAGGGGGUUUCCUGACCACAGGAGUGAUGGCCAGAGAAAUGGGUAUGAUUCAAGUGGAAGAUUUCCUGGUAGGGGAGGAAUGGACAGAGACAGGUUUAACAACCCAUAUGGUGGGAGAAGCAACGUAGAGCAGGCUUCUGGUGAUCAAGAAGAAAAAUGGAAGCAUGACCUCUAUGAUCAGACAAACAGGAGCCCGCCUCCAAAGACUGAGGAAGAGCAGAUUGCAAAAGUUGAAGCGCUGUUGGCACUGUAG